AUGGCAAGAAAGGUAUCGAAACAUUCAAGAGCGGCUAGACGUGGUGCUGACGAACUUCCGGAGUCAAAACAGCUCGAAGAGGUACCUAGAGCUCAGAGAACUGAUCUGGCGAAUAUACUGACGAGAACAGCUGCCAAGAAUGAAGCACUGUUAGAGGCUAGAUUACAGAGAAAGAAGAAACACCGUGUGGGAAAGAAGGGGCUAAGGAGCAAGUUGAGUGAAACUUCGGUUGGGAGCGAGAAAGAAAGGUUUCAACGAGCAUUGGAUGUGGCUAGUAGACUUGAUGGUAAGAUCGCUAGAUCUAUAUCGCGAGCCAAAUACGUGCAAACGGCCAGAAAGUCCGGUUGGGAUAGUAUUAAUGAACAGAUUAGGAAGGAAACUGUGCUGACGAGCGGUGAAUCAAAGGAUAUGAAGGAUGUAAAGGAUCAAGAGGAUGCGAUGAUAGAUGAUGAGGAAGAAGUGACGGCACCGGAGAAUGGGAACCAGGCCAGUAACUUGUUUGGCGUAUUGACAGACGACGUUGAAGUUUAG
Torulaspora delbrueckii is the source of this 531-nucleotide messenger RNA. It is a transcript of the gene ECM1, whose product is annotated as Ecm1p. Lineage: Eukaryota; Fungi; Ascomycota; Saccharomycetes; Saccharomycetales; Saccharomycetaceae. The transcript has a single exon. Bases 1 to 531 code for a protein of 176 amino acids. Gene Ontology annotation, cellular component: nucleolus; preribosome, large subunit precursor. The record is from RefSeq and is a predicted model, not a curated record. Gene Ontology annotation, biological process: ribosomal large subunit export from nucleus.